GUGGAAAUAGGGGAAGGGGUCAGAUUUAUCCUGAUGGUAGCAAAAGUAACAAUACAGUUUAUAAUGCUACGGCAGGAGGGAUAAUAAGCAAAAUUUUACGAAAAGAAAAAGGGGGAUACGAAAUAACCAUAGUGGAUGCAUCGAAUGAACGCCAAGUAAUUGAUAUUAUCCCUCGAGGCCGAGAACUUCUUGUUUCAGAGGGCGAAUCCAUUAAACUCGAUCAACCAUUAACGAGUAAUCCUAAUGUGGGUGGAUUUGGUCAAGGGGAUGCGGAAAUA
Molecule: messenger RNA, 278 nt
Organism: Eruca vesicaria subsp. sativa (arugula)
Lineage: Eukaryota; Viridiplantae; Streptophyta; Magnoliopsida; Brassicales; Brassicaceae
Source: the annotation of a GenBank genome assembly